Messenger RNA from Scleropages formosus (Asian bonytongue), 1806 nucleotides. It is a transcript of the gene xkr6b, whose product is annotated as XK, Kell blood group complex subunit-related family, member 6b. The record is from RefSeq and is a predicted model, not a curated record. The transcript has 3 exons. The coding region runs from base 9 to 1748 and encodes 579 amino acids. Gene Ontology annotation, biological process: apoptotic process involved in development; engulfment of apoptotic cell; phosphatidylserine exposure on apoptotic cell surface. NCBI's taxonomy places the organism in Eukaryota, Metazoa, Chordata, Actinopteri, Osteoglossiformes, Osteoglossidae. Gene Ontology annotation, cellular component: plasma membrane.
AGAGCAAGAUGGCAGCGAAAUCCGACGGUCUGGGGGUCGUCGCCGGUUUCGCCCAGCUGCACAACCUGGACGAAACGGCGGGGAACUGCGAGGAGGAACCCGGGGAGGGCAGCUCGUUCCACAUCUGUCACUGCUGUAACACGUCGUCCUGCUACUGGGGCUGCCGGAGCGCCUGUCUCCACUAUCUGCUGGGCAAGGGGAAGGAGGCGAGGCGGCCGCAGCAGGAGGAGCGCCUGUGGUUGGACUGCCUGUGGAUCGUCCUGGCGCUGCUCGUCUUCUUCUGGGACGUGGGCACGGACCUGUGGCUCGCCGUGGACUACUACUCGAAGCGGGACUACCUGUGGUUCGGACUCACCCUCUUCUUCGUACUUGUCCCCUCCGUGCUGGUGCAGAUCUUGAGCUUCAGGUGGUUCGUGCAGGAUUACACCGGGGGAGGUCUGGGGGCGGUCGAGGGGCUCAGCAGCCGGAGAGCCGCGGCGGGUCUCACCGCCGGCGCCCCGGGGAGGAACAGGUGCUGCCGGAUCUCCGUGUGGAUCUGGCAGUCGCUCAUACACAUCCUGCAGAUGGGACAAGUGUGGAGGUACAUCCGCACCAUGUACCUGGGCAUCCAGAGCCGGCGGCGGAAGGAGCACCAGCGCCGAUUCUACUGGGCCAUGAUGUACGAGUAUGCAGACGUCAACAUGCUACGCCUCCUGGAGACCUUCCUGGAGAGCGCCCCCCAGCUGGUGCUACAGCUCUGCAUAAUGAUCCAGAAGAACCGCGCCGAGACACUACAGUGCGUCUCGUCUGUGGCCUCGCUGCUGUCCUUGGCCUGGGUGCUAGCCUCCUACCACAAGCUCCUGCGGGACUCCCGCGAUGACACAAAGAGCAUGAGCUACCGAGGGGCCCUGAUCCACAUCUUCUGGCGGCUCCUCACCAUUUCCUCCCGGGUGCUGUCCUUUGCUCUCUUUGCCUCCAUCUUCCACAUCUACUUUGGCAUCUUUGUGGUGGUGCACUGGUGUGCUAUGGCCUUCUGGAUCAUUCACGGGGGCACUGACUUCUGCAUGUCCAAGUGGGAGGAGGUGCUCUUCAACAUGGUGGUGGGCAUUGUCUACAUCUUCUGCUGGUUCAACGUCAAGGAGGGCCGGACCCGAUACCGCAUGGUGGCCUACUACUUUGUGGUGCUGGCUGAGAACACUGUCUUGACCUUACUGUGGUACAUCUACAGGGACCCCGCCACCACCGACGCCUACGCCGUGUCUGCCCUCUGUGGUGUCUUCCUGAGCUUUGUCUCGGGCUUGUUUUUCAUGUUCUUCUACUACGGGGUCCUGCAUCCCAUGGGUCCCCGGGUCAGGCUGUUGGCCAGCUCUUGCUGCGCCGAGCUCCUGUGGGGUCUCCCCCUGCCCCCUGAAGCCGAGCCCAUGGCACCCACUCCGGGUCCACGGGGCUCCCAGGCCACGCCUACCCGGGGCUCCACAGGGGACUACACCCAGCCAGAGGAUCUGUCUGCAGACACCUGCCUGCCCGUGUUCCAGGUGAGGUCCCCUGCGCCCACGACGCCCUCUGGCCGGCCGUACCACCCCGAGGGCCCCCUCAUCAAGAUCGACAUGCCCAGGAAGCGCUACCCAGCCUGGGAUGCUCACUUUGUGGACCGGCGCCUGAGGAGGACUAUCAACAUCCUGCAGUACAUAACUCCGACAGCUGUUGGGAUCCGCUACAGGGACGGGCCCCUCCUCUACGAGCUCCUCCAGUACGAGUCAUCCCUCUGAUGGCUCGCCUGCACUCUUCCUCUUCUCUCUCCUUCUCUUUACCUCUCCGCAUCGCUCC